This is a messenger RNA of Alternaria postmessia, 1107 nucleotides long. RefSeq lists its product as uncharacterized. The transcript is spliced from 4 exons. The record is from RefSeq and is a predicted model, not a curated record. Bases 1 to 1107 code for a protein of 368 amino acids. NCBI's taxonomy places the organism in Eukaryota, Fungi, Ascomycota, Dothideomycetes, Pleosporales, Pleosporaceae.
AUGAGCUCCGAUCGAAUGUUCGGAAAGGACCCCGAUCGAGCCCUUUUCGUGUACAACGCCUGCUACACUGAGGAAGAUUCCAAGGGUCAUGAUCAGCAAGAUUGGAGGCAGUAUGCCCCAGGUCUCAGACUAGAACAUAUUCGUGCUCCUCAGACGAGAUUUCAGUCUGCUGAUCAAGAGUACAUUCUACAAGACGCGUGUCAGGGUACCCAAGGCUACCUGCUCCGCAAGCUCGGCCCUGAGAUUAUUGAUUACGAGAUUCUUCAAUGUUGGCUUAGGUACUGCAAGCGCCAUCAUACAGGGUGUACUCAAACCUACGAUUGCUUUAUUCCUGGCCUCAAAGUCAUUGACUGCACCACUGGAAACGUCAUCGAUGCACCUGAGGAUGAAGCAUUCCAUUACGUAGCCUUAUCUUACGUCUGGGGUGGUGCACAAAGCUCUGGAACAUAUCAUGGCAAAUUUCCAGGGACGAUAUGCGAUGCCAUCACCGUUACGGUACAGCUAGGAUACAGAUACCUAUGGGUUGAUCAGUACUGUAUUAACCAGCUGGCUGCGGGACACAAACAAGCUCAGAUACAACUCAUGGGCCGCAUUUACGCCGAGGCAGAGCUAGUCAUCAUUGCUGCAGCUGGCAGCUCGUCCAAUUAUGGACUGCCCGGUGUUGGUACCAAAGCCCGAAAGGCACAGAGAAGAGCACGACUAGAAAACGAUGUUGAGAUGAUCGAAAUGAACGAAUCGGAUCAUGAACUACACACGAACAAGGAAGUCUUAUACUCCACUGAUGGAGAGAGCGAAGAAAUCGAACUUGUUUUCAAGCUGUGGCUUGACACUGAACUCACAGAAUUGGACUUGAAUAACACUGUCAAAGCGAUACUGGUCUCUGACAGCACUAGAAAAGACAGGGACAUAGAACCAUAUUCACUUGGUCCCGCUUUCAUGAUCCUCCAAGCAGUAGGACAACAUUACAAGAGGAUCGGCAUCACAGACUAUGAGCAUCGCUGCUGGAUCCUAAAAAAGGAAACAGGGAUGAUCAGAGAGAAGCCUCGUGGUCUUAGAUUAUCAUACGAGGCCUGUACAGGCAGCGAGGAAGUCAUAUAUAUUGAGUGA